Molecule: messenger RNA, 1167 nt
Organism: Zingiber officinale
Lineage: Eukaryota; Viridiplantae; Streptophyta; Magnoliopsida; Zingiberales; Zingiberaceae
Product: fucosyltransferase 2-like
Exons: 1
Coding region: 1-1167 (388 amino acids)
Biological process (GO): xyloglucan biosynthetic process; cell wall biogenesis
Cellular component (GO): Golgi apparatus; membrane
Molecular function (GO): galactoside 2-alpha-L-fucosyltransferase activity
Source: RefSeq, a predicted model, not a curated record
AUGGUGUGGUUGCCACAACAUGGCUUGGGCAACAAGAUGAUCAGCAUAACCUCUGCUUUCCUCUACGCUCUCCUCAAUGACAAAGUCCUACUGCUCUUCUUCCCUGACUACAUGAACGACCUCUUCUGUGAGCCGUUCCCCAACACCACUUGGCUUCUACCAUCUGGUUUCCCUAUCACGCAUGUGACCUCGAUCUUCGAUAAAGAUCCAAAUCGAUAUGGGAAUUUGCUCAGAGAUAAGAUCCUCAGUAAUGACAUGAACAUCACCAAUGCUUCGAUUCCGCUGCUAGCUUAUCUGUACCUUCACCUCGUACAUAACAACAAUGACUACGACAGAAUGUUCUACUGCGAAGAUGGUCAGCUGCUGCUUCGACAGUUCCCAUGGUUAUUGCUGAGGUCAAACCAGUAUUUUGUCCCAGCUUUGUUUCUCAUACCGAUGUUCGAGCAGGAGCUCGGCUUGCUCUUCCCUGAGAGGACGACCGUGUUUCAUCUCCUGGGAAGGUAUCUCUUCCAUCCUUCCAACGCGGUUUGGGGCUACGUAACAAGGUGCUACCAAGCAUACCUAGCAAAUGCAGAAGAAAUAUUGGGCGUCCAGAUCUGGACAUUUGCAGAAGUCGAUCUCGACAAGCACUCGAGUUAUAAAAUGAACUGCGCGAUCUCAAAGAACUUGCUGCCCAGUCUCGAUACGAAAGACGCCGCUGCUCUUUCGGACACCAUCCGAGUCAAACCGAAAGCUGUCCUCGUGACCAGUUUGAAGAGUGAGUACUUCGAGAGAAUAAGGGACAUGUACUAUAGGAAUGCGAUGGCGACAGGAGAGGUGUUCGACAUCUAUCAGCCGAGCCAUGAAGAGAAACAAUUCACAGAGAAGUUGGAUCACAACGUGAAGGCUCUGGCGGAGAUUUAUCUCUUGAGCUUGAGCGACUCAUUGAUUACGAGUCAGUAUUCUACGUUUGGGUAUGUAGCGCAAGGGCUGGGUGGAAUUCGACCGUGGUUGCUCGUGAGGCCCGAUGAUGAGAACCUUUGCCUGCAAUCCUCGACGAUGGAACCCUGCUUCCACUUCCCUCCCUCGUUUGAGUGCAAGUCGAGAAGGGAACUGGACCUCGGCUCCGUGGUUCCAUAUUUGAGACACUGUGAAGACGAGGCCGGUGGUAUCAAAUUGUUUUAUUAG